CUCGGACUACGUGAGAAACCGAGAAAGAAAGCAGCGCCAUGCGAUUCCGUCAGCUUCGGCGAGAACGGUCUGAGGUCAACAGGCUCUUCGAAAUGUGGCGGUCGUAUUAUCAGUUUUGUGUAUUUAUUCAACGCACGAAGGACGUAACUGAGCGUGUGUGAUGAAUCUGAUUGCCCGAGAAGCGGAUGAGGCAGGUUUUCCUUUUCGCUUGUUGUGGUGUGGCUAGUGGAACACUUCCAAACUUAGCUAGCUCGCUAAUACAGUAGCACCCUGUGGAAAGCGGUGUAUUUAAAGUGACAGAGCGCUGGGUAACUCUGCAGCCAUGGAAAAGGAGCGCACAAGGGAAAGCACGCCGGACUUGGACCGGGACCGGCAGUAUUGCGAGCUUUGUGGAAAGAUGGAGAACUUGCUGAAGUGCGGCCGAUGCCGAAACUCCUUUUACUGCAGUAAGGAGCAUCAGAAGCAGGACUGGAAAAAACACAAACAGAUUUGUAAGGAGGCCGACAAAUCACAGUGCCCUCCGCAGCUCGAUCCUUUGCCGGCGUCCCGGGACGAGAAAUCGGGGCAACAGCAGCUGUCGCAAAAGAACGGCGCAGAACAGGAUAACACGGCUUCUCAAAGCACUUCAGAUCCAGGGCCUGUCAACCCGCCGGCGGACGGAGAAAAAAUGAAAGAUUUUAUCACUUGUUCAGAGGGCUCGGGUAGUAUAUCUGACCACAAGCAAGCUGGAGACGGGAUUAACAAUAACACAAAACCCAACGGACAAACGAAAUCCCCACCGCAAAAACUAGCGUUGGAAUAUAUAGUUCCAUGCAUGAACAAGCAUGGUAUUUGUGUAGUCGAUAACUUUCUUGGAGAAGAGACUGGACUGUGUAUUCUGGAGGACGUAAGAGCCCUCCAUCAAACCGGUAAAUUCACUGACGGCCAGCUGGUCAGUCAGAAAAGUGACUCUUCCAAAGACAUACGAGGAGACAAAAUAACGUGGAUUGAAGGAAGAGAACCCGGCUGCGAGAAGAUAGCUUUCUUAAUGAGUCGCAUGGACGAUCUGGUCCGACACUGUAACGGUAAACUGGGAAACUACAAAAUAAAUGGAAGAACGAAAGCAAUGGUGGCGUGUUAUCCUGGCAACGGGACCGGAUACGUACGUCAUGUGGACAACCCAAACGGUGAUGGGAGAUGCGUCACCUGUAUAUAUUACCUUAAUAAGGACUGGGAUGCCAAGGGACACGGAGGCUUGCUCCGGAUCUUCCCAGACGGGAAGGCCCAGUUUGCCGACAUCGAGCCCAAGUUCGACAGGCUCCUGUUCUUCUGGUCAGACCGACGGAACCCUCAUGAGGUGCAGCCAGCAUACGCCACAAGGUAUGCCAUAACAGUAUGGUAUUUUGAUGCUGAUGAGCGAGCAAGAGCUAAAGAGAAAUACCUAACAGGCACGGGAGAAAAGGGAGUUAAAGUGGAGCUGAAUAAACCCUCAGACGCCAGUUAAUAAGAGGAGCAGAAGAGGUCGACCCAAAGUCCCGACUGCUCCCAAGCGCUCGGCUGAGAGAAACAAAAUGGAAGAGAGAGCGAAAGAAAGAAGAACUGUCGGAGAAUACAGAAAUUGACUCGAGUCUGCUUCUUCUGCUCUUUGCGUUUAGCAUGGCUAAACACGCUGACCUUGAAUGUGAUGUGGCUGUACCACAAGGACUGCCAUUUUUCCAGGCCUCUGAAUC
Messenger RNA from Megalops cyprinoides (Indo-Pacific tarpon), 1709 nucleotides. RefSeq names its product egl nine homolog 1-like. Gene Ontology annotation, biological process: peptidyl-proline hydroxylation to 4-hydroxy-L-proline; cellular response to hypoxia. Gene Ontology annotation, molecular function: L-ascorbic acid binding; ferrous iron binding; peptidyl-proline 4-dioxygenase activity. The transcript is spliced from 5 exons. Gene Ontology annotation, cellular component: nucleus; cytoplasm. NCBI's taxonomy places the organism in Eukaryota, Metazoa, Chordata, Actinopteri, Elopiformes, Megalopidae. The record is from RefSeq and is a predicted model, not a curated record. Bases 323 to 1483 code for a protein of 386 amino acids.